This is a messenger RNA of Cuscuta epithymum, 1342 nucleotides long. The record is from the annotation of a GenBank genome assembly. Lineage: Eukaryota; Viridiplantae; Streptophyta; Magnoliopsida; Solanales; Convolvulaceae.
UGAAUCUUCAUCUCCUUCUGAUUUGUCAACUAACUUCACCCUGACCAAUACUACCCAGACCUCUCCACCCAGUUCUUCUCCCAUAAUUUCUACUUUUCCACAUCGAACUUUAAUUCCUUCAGCACCUACUCGGCCUACUCAGCUUUUCCCACAAUCCACCAGUUCAAAUGAGCCUGUCAACAACCCACCAGUGCUACUCAAUGACCACGACCCCUACAACGAACAACUGCAGAAUCCGUCCCCUGUUCCACCGAGUUCUUCUCCAGCCGUGCCUGAAGUGUCUGCCACCCCACCCGUCUCUGUCCUGGAAUUGCAGCAGUCCACAACUGAAGCAUCUGCUUGUUGCUCAGCAUUUUGCUAUGAAAGAUCUUGGAGAUCUUCAUUAUUUUUUGGGAGUCCAGGCUGUCCGAUCCAGUAAAGGUUUGUUUCUAUCUCAGCAUAAAUAUAUGUCUGGUCUUCUGUCUCGUUUUCACCUUCAUACCCUCAAGUCUGUUCGUACUCCAUUUGCUACACGCACUUCUUUAUCUCUCACUGAUGGUGAACUCCUUGUUGAUGCUACUGAGUAUCGUAGUAUGGUUGGUGUGUUACACUAUUUAACUUUGACACGACCUGAUAUUAUCUAUGUUGUGCAUUUAGUGUCCCAGUUUAUGCAUGCUCCUCGUACUACUCAUCUAUUUGCCGUCAAGAGGAUUUUUAGAUAUUUACAUGGGACCCUUGAUCAUGGACUAUGGCUUCAGCCUACAUCUCAAGCUACUUGUGUUAUUGCUUACUCUGAUGUUGAUUGGGCUGGCUGUCCAGAUACGUCUCGUUCCACAACAGGAUUUGAUGUGUUCUUAGGUUCGAAUCUUGUCUCAUGGAAAUCUAAGAAGCAGCCUACUGUCUCCAAAUCCUCAACGGAAGCUGAAUAUAGGGCUGUUGCUUAUACUGUUCAGGAUACUUUGCAUAUUCGUUCUGUCUUAUUUGAGCUCGGUUUUCCUGUCACUACAUUGGUCCAGCUUUUUUGUGAUAAUAUUUCUGCUUCCUAUUUGACUGCUAAUCCCGUACAGCAUGCUCGUAGUAAGCAUAUUCAGAUAGACUAUCAUUUUGUUUGGGAGCGUGUGGCUCAUGGAGACUUAGUUUUGAAGUACAUUACUACUCAGUUGCAAUUAGCUGACAUUUUUACUAAAAGUCUUUCUAGUCGGCAAUUUCAAUUUUUAAAAGACAACUCGCGCGUUGUAUCUCCCGCACAGUUUGAGGGGGUGUAAUAGAUUAUUAUUAGGCAUAUUUGUUUCCUAAUAUGUAUUAAACUCUUUAAUAUAAAUAGACAUGUAAGGGCUCCUAUUGGAGUACCUCUUUCCCAUUA